This is a messenger RNA of Entrophospora candida, 633 nucleotides long. NCBI's taxonomy places the organism in Eukaryota, Fungi, Glomeromycota, Glomeromycetes, Entrophosporales, Entrophosporaceae. The record is from the annotation of a GenBank genome assembly.
AUGACGAGUAGCAUUGCCGCUUCUACUGUUAUCAUCAAACCAACUACACCACUUGUAAUGGGCACAGGCGGUGUUAGUAGUGGCGGUGGGAGUGGGUAUCUUUCUAAAAAUCGUUCAAAUGUUAUAGGAAUUGGAAACUUAGAGGAUAAAGACAACAAAGAAAAAGAAAAUGGAAAUGGUGGUAAUGGAUUAAUUGGUUUAACGCGUCAGCAGUAUAUACCUAGUCCUACCAAUGAAAUUCACCCGCUACACUUUACAUGGGUUUUUUGGUUUAUGCAUCGAACACCGGGAAGUAAAAUACUAAAUUAUGAAAGUUCUAUGAAGAAAAUAGCAGCUUUUUCUUCAAUAGAGGAUUUUUGGGCAGUUUAUAGUCAUCUUCGAAAGCCUCACGAGUUACCUAAUAUUAGUGACUACCAUCUUUUCAAGCAAGGCGUUAGACCAGUUUGGGAGGUGAUGGCGGUUAUUGGAGACCAAUUUGAUGUUGGCUCAGAAAUAUGUGGUGCUGUACUGUCUAUACGUAGUUCUGAAGAUAUUUUGUCCUUGUGGAAUCAAUCAGCACACGAAGGCAGAAUUAAUUUAAAAAUAAGGGAGGUUCUGAUAUUAGAUGUGAAAAUUGAAAAUUUAUGGGGAUAG